Messenger RNA from Caenorhabditis auriculariae, 3476 nucleotides. NCBI's taxonomy places the organism in Eukaryota, Metazoa, Nematoda, Chromadorea, Rhabditida, Rhabditidae. The record is from the annotation of a GenBank genome assembly.
AUGACCACAGUCACAUCUCUCCCGCUUUCUCGACACUUGAACGUCAUUUUCCCGAGACUGCAAGGGGUUACAUGUCUACUUUUUGAUCUGUUCGCUUUCAUCAUUUCCAAAAGGCAUGAAAACUUGGAAAAAAACGUGUUUGUACAUGUUUUGCACAGAGCGAUCAUACUAUAGACAAAAUUAACACCAUAAACAAAAAUUUCAUUUUCUGACUCGAUUCUAUUUUGAGAAGAGUUGAAUUACCCAUAAAAACGCUCUUCGAAACGGGCUUCUUGAUAAGAGUUGGCGUCCAGGGAGCAAAACCCAAAGCGUCAACAUUCAAACAAGAACCUUUUUCCCUCUCUUUUUUUUUUGCAGUGGUGACUGACCGACUUUAUGGCUCUCGGCGGUUUUGCAGAAAACGCCUAUCAAAACAUUUUUCAUGGAAAAGUGAUGCUCAGCUGAAUGAACGUUCAGUUCUUGUUUUCGGUUCGGUUCAAAAUAGGUUUUAUUCUUUUGAGUCUCACAGCUCACUCCAAAAAACAUUCGAAAGAUUCUAAGAAAAAAACGAAAAGCCAUGAACUUUUCACGAAAUAUAUAUAUGAAGGACUUGCUUCUAAGAAGUAUCUCCGACUUCGAAAUCAUUUGGAGUAGACCUUCUUUUCAGAAGACGGUCUAGACUUUCUUCAGGCCUUUUCAGUGACCUCAAAGGCUCGUGCUCAUCAUAACGUGGAUUUCACAACUCGCACUGUCACCAUAGGAAUGAGGAGCUUGAUCCUGUCACGUGCAGGAGCUUUGCUCCGCGUUGACAUUCAAAGAUAACGACUGGCCCAUUGUUCUCAGCCGCUUCGAACUCAAAAGAGCACCAGAGUUCCUUGUUUAUCGCCAUCUUUUGUUGACGAGAUUUCAUUCUUUACUUUGAUUUUUUUUUUUGAGAAUUACCACUCGAAAACCCUCGGAGCAACCCUAACUCUUCGUAUAACAGUUUCUCAAAACCUCACCGUUUUUCUUAUUUCAAAAGAUAGUUCUGCGGAAUUAAAUCAAACUAAUAAUCAAGUUUAUUACCUUCUUUUUUUUCUUUUUUUGAGAAACUGAGCACUUUUUAUCCCUACUCCGGAAGAAGUUGAUAAAAAGUUAUCUAGAUCGAAAUUUCUGAAAACUGUUUCUUUUUCUUUUGUAGAACGUAACAACAAAUUCUUAGUUCGCGAGGUUUUUGAUCGAAAAACCCAAUCUUGGUUAUUUUGAGCUCUUGCUGUCAUAGGUAAUGCUUUUUUUGGAGGAGGCGGAGCUUCGAUAAGAGCCGCUGCUUAUCAAUUCCCUUUAACCCUCACGACUCGCCCAUUUCCCAGACCCGGUUCCCACGUUUCUGCCUCUUCGGCCUGAACGAGACAGUUUCAGAACAUAUACUUCCAUGAUAUUCGGCAAGAAAACGACGCUUUCCAGCCCUCUUUCAGAAGGUUUUCAAAGAUUUCCCAUUCGUUCAAUUUUCACCAACACUGUUUCGUUGAUUUCUGUAGAGAAAAUCUUUCUUGAAAAGUUGUUUAUUUUUCUGGCUCUUUGAAAACCGCCUUUGUUCUUGGCAUUUCUUAUCAAAAAAAAAAUUGUUUGCAUUCUUUUUUGAUUUUUGAGUUUCUGAAAGCAUUAUGAAACAUGUGACAUUGUAAAGUUCGCGACAAACUUUGAUUGAGAGGCUCGCAAAACCAAAAAUAACUUCGUUGUUGAUCAUGCCAAAGAUAUGUAGUUUGCUCUUUGGAGGGUUCUAAGUGCAAGCAAGAUUUUCAGAGGUGCCCAAGAAGAGGAAGUCCCUGCUUCGGAAGCUGUCGGUCCUCUCUGGGCUUUCCUUUGACUCCUCGCCGUCGUAUUCCGCGUCCUCGUCGCCCAGAACUCCUUCUCCUCGUCAUACCCUGGACAACGUCCUUGUCAGGUAGCACAACCCAAAAGGUGAAAGCACGAAAACACUAGUUGUUUUCAGAUGUGAACUGACGCUUUUGUCGGCUCUCCAAGGAGCACACUUGACUUGCGACGAGCGACAAAACUGCGCCGCCGAAAUCGAAGCGAUGACUUUUGUCGAAAAGCGUCACCUCAUCGAUUUCUUCCAUGGCGAGGUCAGCAAACACUCAAUAUUUGACUUGUUUUCCAAGCACAAUAUCGUCUGAUUUGAAGAAAAUAAGAGUUCAAGCUUCUCUUUCCAGAACAACGCCGCAAUCUGCGCCUUGGAGAACAACGCAUGCAAGGCGUUCCUGUGCUCGACGCUGGCCACAGACGUGCUUCUCGACCAUCCUGAGGCGAGUCUUUCUAGGCUAUUCCCGAGUUAUUGGCGAUUUUCAGACGGUCUGUCAACUUUGGUCGAAGCUCUACCACGAGAUCGUUCCCGCCUUACAGAGCAUGUGCUACCCUUUGCAGGUGAGUCAUUUCAAGCAAAUUCACAUCAUUUUAGAUCUUUUCAGGCGUUUGAACCGUCUUUCGAUGUGCAGAAAACGAUUUUGACGGCUUUUCGCGAUAGAGUUCUUUCCAAGGUAAUUUCAUCGCCUCUCGCGUCAUUUUACGGUUUUUUGAUUGUUCUCACCUUUUAUGAUGACAUUCCAAAAGCGAACAAAAAAUCGAGUUGAAAAAAAAGAAAGUAUGGGUGAAUGAGGGAUUCAGGAGAAAGGAAACAAACAUUUUUUUCGUUUCUAUGAAAAAAGAAUAUGUUUUUUUCAUAAAACUUUGGUCAACCUGAUUCAAAAAGGAAAUCGAAAAGAGAUUAUUGCGUUCAAAAUAAUUGAGUCUUCUUCUUACGCCUUUGUACCGCUUGAGCGGUGUCGGCGCCCCAAGUCGAUUAGCCGAGGUCCUAUCUUGAUCAGUGAUAAUCAGUGGACUGGCUCCAGUGACAUAUCCGUCCUUGUGUGUGACGGCUGGGGAUUUUGAAGUCGUGGUCUCCCACUACCAACAUUUCUUAAACCCCUUGGUUGGGUCGGGGCGGGGGUCGAACUUGUCGAACUUGUGACCCUGUGGACCGUAGACAGGCACACAACCUGUUGCGCUACGGCGCGCCCGUUCAAAAUAAUUGAGUGCUCUGUUUAAAUACGCAAAAGUUUGAUUUUUCAGCUCUAAUAAUCUUUGACAGAAAUUCUUGAAGGUUUUGUGAAUAGGCUAUAUUUUCCAGGGAGUCUGACUUUUCUCGAAAUUAUUCCUCACAAGGACCCUCCUUUCUAACCAACCAUUAUUGCAGCUCUUGCGAGACGUGCAGUUUUCGAUUCCAGAAGUGCACGGCCUGCUGUUCACCAUCAUGCUCGAGACGGACAACGUCCCAGCUUCUUUCCGACAACUCGCCGACGUCUGCAUGGGCAACACUCAACAUUUUGCGGUUCGUUUCUUGCAUCUUCUGUAUCCUGUUCAUGAUCGAAGUACAGAGAUACCGUGUGAAGCCGAUCCGCUCCCGGACAUUACCCAAUGAGAGCCGGAAAAAGAGCGUUUCUUGGGUGGACGCCAGAAAAUCGGCCACCUUUUCCACCUAA